AUGAAGGACAUUAUUCUUAGUCUCGUCGCCGCAGCUCUUGUCAUUGCUCCUUCUGCGAGAGCACAAUGUCCCGACUACUUGGACUACUCACAGCAAAAGCACCAGCCAUAUAGCUCAGGCAAAUACCAACUGUCUUACAUGAGACCCGAGCCAGCAUGUCGGACCUUCAACUCGUCAAUUGUGGAGGACACAAUCAAGGAUAUGGAGUCCGUGAUCAAGGAUCCCGACUUGUACCGCCUCUUCCAAAACUCCUUCCCGAACUCUCUCGAUACCGCAGUCAAGUGGAAAGGAGUGGCCGCAAACAACUCAAAUGAGGAAUUGACAUUUCUCAUUACGGGGGAUAUCAAUGCAAUGUGGCUGCGAGACUCUGCGAACCAGAUGCAAAGCUACCUGCCACUUGUUACCGCAAACUCGAGCCUGAGCUCGCUCGCCAGCUUGUACCGAGGCGUGAUCAAUCUCCAGGCUCGAUAUAUCCUCGAAGCACCUUUCUGCAAUUCCUUCCAGCCACCAGUCGAGUCAGGUAUUGGGCCUUCCAAGAAUCAAGACACCCCCGACGACUUUACACCAGCGGUAUCCACCAACAUUGCUUUUGAGUGCAAGUACGAGUUGGACUCUUUGGCAGCCUUCCUAGAGCUCUCAACCGACUACUACGAAGCUACUAAUGAUAUUGACUUCUUCCGCAACUUUCAAUGGGUCGAUGCUAUCAAUACCAUCAUUGCAACCACCGAAUCCCUGCUCGGCGGCACGUACUCGUCGAAUGGAUCGGUCAACACACUUCCAUAUACUUGGCAACGUACAACUACAUCGGCAACAGAAACUCUUGACAACUCAGGGCGUGGAAAUCCAGUUCAAGCUAACACGGGUUUAAUACGUUCAGCAUUCCGGCCAAGUGAUGAUUCGACUAUAUACCAGCUCUACAUCCCAGCCAACAUGAUGUUUUCGCGCUACCUAGACUCAGCCUCUAAAAUCAUGGCCAAUAUAGGCAACCAGCGCAAUCUAGCCAACCACAUGCACAACUUCUCAGGCAGAAUCCGAGAUGCCAUCACCAAGCACGCUAUUGUGAACCAUCCAACUUACGGUUCGAUUUACGCUUUUGAAGUCGACGGAUACGGAUCACAAAACAUCAUGGACGACGCCAACAUCCCCUCGUUACUCAGCGCCCCUUUCCUCGGCUACCUCGACCAAAACGACAAGGUCUAUCAAAACACACGCAAGAUGAUCCUCAGUAAAGACAACUCGUAUUUCAUGCGCGGUCCCGUUAUCAACGCCGUCGGCGGUCCCCACGCCGGCUACGGCCAAGCGUGGCCCAUGGCGAGCAUCAUCCGAAUCUUCACAACGAACGACGACCAGGAGAUCAGAAACGCGCUGCAGGAAAUCGUAAGCAGUACAGAUGGAUUGGGACUUAUUCACGAGAGUAUCAAUAGUUUCGAUGCGCACAAGUGGACGAGACAGUGGUUUAGUUGGGCGAAUGGCCUGUUUGGACAGUGUUUGCUGGAUCUGAAGGCUAGGAAGCCCGGGGUUUUGGGGGCGAGCUUUCAGUGA
Lachnellula hyalina is the source of this 1542-nucleotide messenger RNA. Its product is annotated as Meiotically up-regulated protein. Lineage: Eukaryota; Fungi; Ascomycota; Leotiomycetes; Helotiales; Lachnaceae. The record is from RefSeq and is a predicted model, not a curated record. Gene Ontology annotation, biological process: carbohydrate metabolic process. Bases 1 to 1542 code for a protein of 513 amino acids. The transcript has 4 exons.